AUUAACCAACCAGACCUGCAAGACCAAAAAAGCCCCAUAGAAAAGUCUCAGCUGUACAAGAGGCAAAAUAAUGACUACAUACACCUGGCAAGUAUGGGCCAUCUACAUCGUCUUAGUUGUAAAUUUCUCCAGAGAGCAAGAGACGAAGCAGACUUGUCCUUCCUGUGACACUACUGAAAUUUGCAACUGCUCUUCCAUGGGCUUGCACUUCAUUCCACCUGGGCUCACAGCCAAAACCACGGUGUUAAACCUGGCCCACAACAGGAUAAAGCACAUCCAAUCCCAGGACCUGUGGCAGGCUGUGAACCUGAGAGCCCUGCUGCUGCAGUCCAACAAAAUCAGCUCAAUAGAUGAGGAUUCGUUCCGCUCCCUUGGGAAACUGGAGCUCUUGGACUUGUCAAAUAACAGCUUGGCUCAUUUGUCCCCUGCGUGGUUUGGGCACCUCUUUUCACUCCAGCACCUCCACCUGCAAGGCAACUCCUACAGAGACCUGGGCCAAACCUCCCUGUUUUCUAACCUGAUGAACCUGAGCUCUCUCCACCUGGGCAACCCCUGGUUCUCCACAAUAAGGCAAGGGAACUUUGAGGGCGUUGUCCUUCUUGACAAGCUGUGGAUCGAUGGUGGCAACCUCAGCCAGUACGAGCCAGGAAGUUUGGAGCUGAUUAGGAGGAUAAAUCACAUGAUCAUAAACAUAAGAAAUAUUAGCAUAGUCUCAGCAAUUGUGAGGGACCUUCUGUACUCUGUCACUUGGUUAGAAGUGAGAAAAAUUGACCUCAACGAGCCUGCUGAAACACAACAAUUGAGAAUCAUGUCUAGCUCCUUUGCAAACAAAAUUUCCUUCAAAGAGACCUUAAUAACAGAUGCCACUGUUCCUGAGAUUAUCAGCAUUGUAGCAGACAUGCCAAAAUUAGAGGAGGUUGAGUUUAUAAACUGUAGACUGGUGGGAACUGGACGAUGGAAAAUGCAAAUUCAUGUAAAUCAAUCUCAGACUGUUAAAAUUCUGACAAUAGAGAAAUUAUCUAUAGAGCAAUUCUAUUUGUUUACAGAUCUUCAGAAUGUGGAAGGUCUAGUAAGCCUUCUUACCAAAGUCACUGUUGAAAACACCAAGGUCUUUUUGGUACCAUGCAGGCUUUCACAACAUCUUCGAUCAUUAGAGUAUCUUGACCUUAGUUCAAAUUUGCUUGGAGACCAGAGUUUGGAGCACUCAGCCUGUCAGGGUGGUUGGCCGUCACUUCAAACUCUAAAUUUAAGUCAGAACUCACUGAGUGACCUAGGAAUGACAGGUAAAAGUUUGUCUCAUCUGAAACACCUAGUUCUCCUAGACAUUAGCCAAAAUAAUUUUGGCGAUAUUCCAGAUGUGUGUGAAUGGCCAAAGACACUGAAAUAUUUAAACCUCUCCAGAACUCAAAUUCUUAAGGUAACGACUUGCAUUCCCCCAACGCUGGAAGUGUUGGAUGUUAGUGCGAACAACCUGAAGGAGUUUGGACUGCAGCUCCCGUUUCUGAAAGAGCUAUACCUUACCAGAAACCAGCUGAAGACCUUGCCUGAUGCAGCACCCAUCCCUAACUUAGUGGCCAUGUCAGUCAGAAGAAACAAGCUCAACAGUUUCUCCAAGGCAGAGCUCGAGUCCUUCAAGCACAUGGAGCUGCUGGAUGCCAGCAACAACAACUUCAUCUGCUCCUGUGAGUUCCUCUCCUUCAUCCACCACCAGGCAGGACUGGCACAGGUGCUGGUGGGGUGGCCAGACAAGUACGUGUGUGACUCUCCCCUGGCAGUGAGAGGGGCUCAGGUUGGAGCCGUGCACCUCUCGCUGAUGGAGUGCCACCGGUCCCUCAUUGUGUCGUUGAUCUGCACCCUGGUGUUCCUGGCCAUUCUCUCCCUCGUGGCUGUCGGCUACAAGUACCACAUGGUCUGGUACCUGAGAAUGACCUGGGCAUGGCUGCAAGCCAAGCGCAAGCCCAGGCGAGCUCCCCCAAAGGACCUCUGCUACGAUGCUUUUGUCUCCUACAGCGAGAAUGACUCGGACUGGGUGGAGAACGUCAUGGUGCGGGAGCUGGAGCAGGCCUGUCCCCCCUUUCGGCUCUGCCUCCACAAGCGGGACUUUGUGCCUGGGAAGUGGAUUGUGGACAACAUCAUCGACUCCAUCGAGAAGAGCCACAAAACGCUCUUUGUGCUGUCCGAGCACUUUGUGCAGAGCGAGUGGUGCAAAUACGAGCUGGACUUCUCGCACUUCCGCCUCUUUGAUGAGAACAACGAUGCAGCGAUUCUCAUCCUUCUGGAGCCCAUCCAGAGUCAAGCGAUACCCAAGAGGUUCUGCAAGCUGCGGAAGAUCAUGAACACCAAGACCUACCUGGAGUGGCCUCUUGAAGAAGAGCAACAAGCGAUGUUUUGGUUUAAUUUGAAAAUAGCUCUAAAAUCCUAGAGAGUGACAUUAAAGAAUAAUUAGGUAGUAAAUAUACUUUGGAUUUGUUUCCCUUUUGAUCUUAUCACCUAUCUAUAAUUUGAGAAUAGAGGGCUGAGCUACUGUAAAUUGUAUUACUUUCUUUUUGUAUCCUUGUACAUUACUUGUUUAUUGUAGCUGUGGCUAUGGAUUUUUGUACUGGUCUGGUCUGGAACAGAGUUAAUAUUCCUUGUAGUUUCUCCUUUGUUGUUGUGGUUUGGAUUUGUGACAAAAUCAGUGAUGAUUAUAGAGUGAUGUUUUAGUUAUUGCUGAAGAGAUCUUGCACAGCAUCAAGGCCUUUUCUGUUUUCAGUCUGUCUUGUUAGUGGGUUGGCUGGAGGUGCAUGGUGCUGGGAGGGGACACAGGUGGGACUGCAGAUCCCAGGUCUGAUCCCAUAUAAUGUCAUGCUUGGCAGUAAAAGUUAUGGGAAAAAAGGAAGAAGGGAGGACCUUUGGAGUUCAGGUGUUUGUCUUCCCAAGUAACUGUUAAGUUUGAUGGUGCCCCUGUUUUCUUGGAAAAGGCUAAACAUCUACCUGCUGGCAGGAAGCGGUGAACAAAUUCCUUGGUUUGCUUUUCUUGCAUGAAGCUUUUAACUUACCAACUGAAUUGUCUUUAUCUCAACCUAUGAGUUUUCUCACUUUUACCCUACUUAUUUCUCUGCCCUAUUCCACUGUAGGGGAAGUAAGCAAGCAUUUGUGUGGUGUUCAGCUGCCUUCUGGGGUUAAAACAUGACAAUAGUU
Messenger RNA from Melopsittacus undulatus (budgerigar), 3180 nucleotides. RefSeq names its product toll like receptor 2 (gene TLR2). The record is from RefSeq and is a predicted model, not a curated record. Bases 71 to 2422 code for a protein of 783 amino acids. Gene Ontology annotation, cellular component: plasma membrane. Lineage: Eukaryota; Metazoa; Chordata; Aves; Psittaciformes; Psittaculidae. Gene Ontology annotation, biological process: immune response; inflammatory response; toll-like receptor signaling pathway. The transcript is spliced from 2 exons. Gene Ontology annotation, molecular function: transmembrane signaling receptor activity; protein binding; triacyl lipopeptide binding.